AUAGUGAGAGCCAACAACCGGAGCCUGAGCUUCCUCCUCCUUGUCUCCAUCAAGCUGAGCUUCCUCAGUGUGUUUCUGUUCCUCGGUCGCCCUGUGGAUAUAACCUGCAUGCUGCGCAUCAUCACUUUUGGAAUCACCUUCUCCAUAGCUGUCUCUUCUCUCCUGGCCAAGACUAUCAUGGUUUGUGUUGCUUUCAAAGCCACCAAGCCAGGGAGCUCAUGGAGAAAAUGGCUGGGAGUCAAACUGUCCAAUUCUGUAGUCUUGUUCUGCUCAUCCAUUCAAAUAAUCAUCUGCAUGACUUGGUUGGCCAUUUCUCCUCCCUUUCAGGAACUGGACAUUCACACUUCCCCUGGAACCAUCAUCAUUCAGUGCAAUGAGGGCUCAGCUAUUGGCUUUUACUCAGUUAUUGGGUAUAUGGGGCUUCUGGCAGCUGUUAGUUUUGUUUUAGCAUUUUUAGCUCGGAGCUUACCGGACAGUUUUAAUGAGGCCAAGUACAUC
This is a messenger RNA of Xenopus tropicalis (tropical clawed frog), 498 nucleotides long. RefSeq names its product vomeronasal type-2 receptor 26. Gene Ontology annotation, biological process: G protein-coupled receptor signaling pathway. Gene Ontology annotation, molecular function: G protein-coupled receptor activity. The transcript has a single exon. The record is from RefSeq and is a predicted model, not a curated record. The annotation marks the transcript as partial. Lineage: Eukaryota; Metazoa; Chordata; Amphibia; Anura; Pipidae. Gene Ontology annotation, cellular component: membrane.